This is a messenger RNA of Aspergillus sclerotioniger CBS 115572, 1527 nucleotides long. RefSeq lists its product as uncharacterized. Gene Ontology annotation, biological process: transmembrane transport. Bases 1 to 1527 code for a protein of 508 amino acids. NCBI's taxonomy places the organism in Eukaryota, Fungi, Ascomycota, Eurotiomycetes, Eurotiales, Aspergillaceae. Gene Ontology annotation, cellular component: membrane. The record is from RefSeq and is a predicted model, not a curated record. Gene Ontology annotation, molecular function: transmembrane transporter activity. The transcript has a single exon.
AUGUCCACAAAAACCUGUGAUCCCAAUUCUGAACCGGCUGGCGUUGACAAACCAGGCUCAACGAGCUUUCCCUCUCAUUUCUCCUCCGGCUUGCAAGAGGCAAUCUUCAUCCUUGUCAUCGGCCUGUCCCAGCUUUUCUCCGUCGGCGGGAUUGGCAACACGGCCUUCUCGGUGGAACAAAUUGGCAGCGCGCUGAAUGCGACCAGCAAUGCACAAACCUCGUGGUUCCUUGCGGCAUACGCGCUGUGCAGCGGAGUCUUCGUUCUGGUAGGGGGGCGCCUCGGAGACCAUUUCGGACACAAAUAUGUGUUUCUCUUCGGCUGGAUCUGGAUGGCCAUCUGGUCUCUGAUCAGCGGGUUUGCGCACAACGUAAUCCUUUUCGACUUUGCUCGAGGGAUGACGGGGGUCGGUAAUGGCGCUCUGGUUCCCAACUCCUUUGCUCUUCUGGCGCGAGCCUUUCCACCGUUAUCAGUCAAGAAAAACAUCGCGUUCGCCUUUCUUGGUUUCUGCGCCCCGGCAGGCUACAUCUUCGGCGGUCUGAUCGGGGCGGCGUUUGCAGAAAAGGUCACCUGGCGAUGGGGAUUCUGGUUCUGGGCCAUUGGCUGUCUCGUCCUGGGUAUCGCCACGAUGGUGGUAGUCCCCCACGGUGUUGGCUCUCCUAUUCCGGGGUUGAGUCUGAGGCAGUUUGACUAUAUUGGGACGUUCACCGGCAUCACGGGUCUCGUUCUGUUUGCGUUUGCGUGGAAUCAAGCAUCCGUGGUCGGGUGGCACGAGCCUUAUACAUAUGUCCUUUUGAUUGUCGGCAUCAUCUUUAUUAUCGCCUUCGUGUUCUCGCAGUCUCGGGUGCCUGCCCCAGUACUGCCCAACUCUCUUUGGACCCGCCGAGGGUUUGCCCCGGUGGUGACGGCCAUGUUCUUCGGCUGGAUGAGCUUUAGCAUUUUCCUGUACUACACGACCACCUUCAUCCUCAGUGUUCAUCGGGAGCGGCCUCUCUCGGCCGUCGCCGAGAUGGUUCCCUUGGUGAUUGGGGGCUUGUUUGCGACAGCCUCGGUCGGCAUCUUCAUCUCUCGGGUCCGGGCACAGUACAUCUUCGGAGUAUCGAUGUUUUCCUUCUUCAUUGGCGAUCUGCUGAUGAGCUUUGCCCCGUACUCGGAGGUCUACUGGGCGUUUAUCUUUCCUGCCUGCUUACUCGUUGUUGGAGGACCCGACUUGUCGUUCGCGUCAUCGGGGAUCCUCAUCACCAAUGCGGUGCUGCCGGAGGAGCAAGGGGCAGCCGGGUCCUUUAUCUCUACCGUGGUGCAGUAUGCCAUUGCUAUUGGGCUGGGAAUUGCUGCCACCGUGGAGGGACAUGUCGACCAGGGUGGAAGCAACAUGAUUAUGGGAUUCCGGGGUCCUUAUUGGCUGGGGGUAGGGUUUGCGGCGGUUGCGUUCCUGGUGGUGGUGCUGUUUGUGAGAGAUCACCGGUUUGAUGGGGAGCUGGCAAGCGACGAGGAGAGCUGUGCGGUAGAUGAAGAGAAAGACCUGUAG